This is a messenger RNA of Phyllostomus discolor (pale spear-nosed bat), 885 nucleotides long. RefSeq names its product tudor domain containing 10 (gene TDRD10). The transcript is spliced from 8 exons. The record is from RefSeq and is a predicted model, not a curated record. Lineage: Eukaryota; Metazoa; Chordata; Mammalia; Chiroptera; Phyllostomidae.
AUGGCUCAGAGGGACCGCAGCCAUCCAGGGGUGGGGAGUGAACAGACUCGGAGGCUGCAGGCAGGGCAGCUGCUGCUGUUCUUUGUGAGACGUUCUGUCGUCCCUUUGCUGUAUGAACUCAUUGAACGGCAGCAGUGGGUGCUGUCACUCUCCCAGCCUGCAGAGGAGGACCAGAGACAGACGAAACCGGGGACUGCAACCUUCUUUGCAGUUCCCAUGGAAAUUAGAGGACCCUUCCUGGUGCUGCUUCUGAGGGAAUGCUCCCGGGACCUGAGCUGGCUGGCCUCCCACUGGCAGCAAGGCGGGGCUGCUGGUGACCAGCGUUGUCCUCAGGCCCUGUUCUUCUGGGCCAUGCACACCACAGAGACUCUGCACCGGAACAUGCAGGUGCUGUUCAGCUCCGUGGCCGAGGCUGAGGAGCAGCAGCCACACCUGCGGGGCUGAGCCGUGCAGCCUGGGGCCCGCCGUCUGGCUGAGUACCAUGUGGGCAGUUAUGGGUGCUGGGUAGUGGACACGGUGGAUACCCAGGCCGUGGUCGGGGUCAUCAGUCUUGGCCAGGCAGCUGCCAUGCAGGUAGAGCCCCUGCGCAGCCUGAACAGCGAUGGCUUCUGGCCCAUCCCGCCUCCGACUCAGCCGUUCACUUUGGAGAAAGGUGAGAUUUCCAAUCAGGUGGUCCAUCGCAUCCUCCAAGGGAAAAUCACUGGUGCUUUGAACUUGGAGAGCAUGAUAUACAUUGCCCUAACAGAUUCUGGAGAAUGGAGCGGCCCACUGCUUAACUUCCCUGGCAGUCCAUUGUGGAAUCCGGUGGGGCGCAUUCAACCAGUGAGCCACCCCUCAGUGGACGCAGUUGGCAUGUCUCACCAGUGUGGGGUGGUCAAUCCCUGA